AUGGAAGGUAUGAAGCUUGGAAUAUUGCUGGUUUUCUGUGCUUUGGUUGCAAUGUUUCCCACCCUGAGGGCUCACAUUGCCGAUUUUGAUGAGGUGUGGCAGCAGCGGGCGGAAGAAGCCAGGAAGGACGCCCUCAAAGCCUACCACCGAAAUCCCGAGGACGUCACCGAUCAUUUUAACGAGAGAGUCCAUGAGGCCAUGGAAGGAGGCAAUAGCACAAGGAGAAGUUUAGGCAGACACAGAAGCCUGUGUAAGGCUACAAACCCAAUUGAUCGAUGCUGGAGAUGCUACAAAAACUGGGGCAGGCACCGGAAGAGGCUAGCCAAUUGUGUCAUAGGCUUCGGUCGUGGGACAACCGGAGGCAAGGCUGGGAAAAUCUAUGUGGUCAAGGAUGCAUCGGACAACGACAUGGUGAACCCUAAACCGGGAACCCUGCGCCAUGCCGUGAUCCAGCCCGGGCCACUCUGGAUCAUAUUUUCACAUAGCAUGGCGAUUAGGCUAAACGAAGAGCUAUUGGUGACAAGUGACAAGACCAUCGAUGGACGUGGGGCUAGUGUGCACAUUGGCAAUGGUGCUCAAAUAACCCUUCAGUUUGUGAAAAAUGUGAUAAUCCAUGACCUCCACAUCCAUGAUAUAAAGAAAGGGACCGGCGGCCAAAUUAGAGACGCAGUUGAUCACUAUGGCCUUCGCACGGAGAGUGAUGGCGAUGGAAUCUCUAUUUUUGGAUGCUCAAAUAUUUGGAUUGAUCAUAUUUCAAUGUCAAAUUGCCAGGAUGGACUAAUUGAUGCCAUACAGGGAUCCACGGCCAUCACCAUCUCCAACUGCCACUUCACCAAACAUAAUGAGGUGAUGUUGUUUGGUGCAAGCAAUAUAUUCGAGGGUGAUAAACUCAUGCAGAUAACUCUUGCUUUCAAUCACUUCGGCCAGGGAUUGGUGCAAAGGAUGCCAAGGUGCCGAUAUGGGUUUGUCCAUGUUGUCAACAACGACUACACUCAUUGGCUCAUGUAUGCCAUUGGUGGUAGCCAAGAUCCUACCAUUCUUAGCCAGGGUAACCGGUUUAUCGCUCCUCCCAUCGCAGCUUCAAAGGAGGUGACUAAGAGGGACUAUGCACCUGAGAGUGAGUGGAGGACAUGGAAUUGGAGAUCAGAGGAGGAUUUGUUGAUGAAUGGAGCCUUCUUUGUUCAAUCUGGAAGGCAAAUAAGAAAGAUGGACAAGAAGGGAGUGAUCACAGCAAAGCCAGGGAAGUUCGUGAAAAGGCUCACGCGCUUUGCAGGUGCUCUUAACUGCAUCGAGCAUAAGCCAUGUUAA
Molecule: messenger RNA, 1308 nt
Organism: Alnus glutinosa
Lineage: Eukaryota; Viridiplantae; Streptophyta; Magnoliopsida; Fagales; Betulaceae
Product: pectate lyase-like
Exons: 4
Coding region: 1-1308 (435 amino acids)
Molecular function (GO): pectate lyase activity
Source: RefSeq, a predicted model, not a curated record